This is a messenger RNA of Danio rerio (zebrafish), 4257 nucleotides long. Lineage: Eukaryota; Metazoa; Chordata; Actinopteri; Cypriniformes; Danionidae. The record is from RefSeq and is a predicted model, not a curated record.
CUAUGCACCUAUACACUGUACACUAUGCACACUAUGUACAUUAUGCACUAAUAGUGAAUAUUGCAUCUACAUUAGUGGAAUAGUGCACGCGUGUGUGGUUUGGGACGCAGCCAGUGUUUCCUGUAGCCGUGUGCAUCUGUAUUGACCUGUUUCUCCUCUCUCCUGUCCUCCUGUCUCUGUGAACUGUGAAUCUGCAGGCACGUUCAGAAACUCAAAGGGCACUCUGUCGCGCAGCCGGGAAUCCUGUGGCCUGGAGGGAGUUCGGCUGAACGGAAACUACAACAACAGCUAUUCGCUUCACGGAGGGAGCUCGGAUCUCCUCGGGGGCGUUCCUGUAGGAUCAGGGGGCGUGUCUGGAGAAGUAAGCCCCGCCCUUUUGACUCCAAGAGGGGCGGAUACUUCCAGCGGAUUACGGCGGAAUCUUUCUGAUGCAGCGGCGCUGGAGAAAAUGAUCAUCUCUGAGCUGGUACAAAGCAACUUGCGUCCUUCAACCGAUCGCUAUGGAAACGGUACAAAUUCAACAAUGCAUCGGCAAGAUUACGCGACAUCAACAAGUCAUCGAGAGCCUCCGCAGAGGCCGCUGCCCCGCCCACCGCCGCCGCCUCCACAGGACGAGGAGGAGCUUUUAUAUAAAGCCUUAGAAAAGCCACGCCUUUCAGACAAACCACGUCUACCCGAUAAACCCCGCCUUCCUGAUAAGCCCCGCCUUUUGGAGCACGCCCAAUCGGUGUUCUACCAGAGCGAAGAGGACUCGGAGAGCUUCUCGGCGGAGAUUACAGACAAUGUGGGCGGGGCUGGGCCUGACUCCGCCUCUUUGUACGCACGGGACCGCGAUUCAUCCUAUCCCGACAGCAGUCCCGAAGCGCUGACGGUAGAGCCGCACCCCACCCUCCCGCCGGACGAGCUGUACUUCAGCGCAGGACGCCAAGCGCACAUUUCGGCUUUCUACCAGCCUCCGCCCCGGCGGACCAAUGAGGAGGCACGGCUGGGACUGCAGCCCUCGCAGGGGGACGGCGACGGACAGAUGCAGCUGGUGACCAGUCUGUGACUAGGGCGAUGGUGACCGGGACACCAAGAUCUGGAGGAGGACCACCAUGGUGGACAACGUCUGCAUCAGCAUCAAAACACCACGGCGGAUAUCUAGACAACUCUAGAGUGUCUGCUUACUGGACAAAAUCUGAAGAAAUUAAUAUAGUUCCUUCUGAUUUUCUGGUUAGUGUUGAGUAUUGAGUGAGAUCCGUGCAGCAGGAUGAAGCUCAGCAUGAUUAAUUCUGCACACUGCAACAAAAUGAACAUCUCAGUUUAAGAGUUUGACUAGAAAUAUCUCAGAACUCUUAAAUCAGGAAGCAUUUUCUAGACUGGUUUGAAAUUUGAGUCUAGUUUAACACUGGUUUAAGUCUUAAUUCCAGUUGAAAUGUCUAAAAAAAAUUUAUUUAUUGAGGAUAUUAUUGACUUGUUUAAGGUUUUCAGUCUUGAUUCUGCUCUAAAUAUCUAAAAAAUUUCUAAUCUAAAAGUGUUUUCUAGACUCAUUAAAAAUGUUUAGUCUUUAUCCCAGCCGAAAUAUCUAAGAAUUCCUAAACCAAGAAGCAUUUUCGAGACUGGUUUAAGAUUUGAGUCUAGUUUAACACUGGUUUAAGUCUUGAUUCUAGUCUAAAUAUCUAAGAAAUCUUAAAUCAGGAAGCAUCUUAUUGACUAGUUUAAGAUUUUAGUCUUGAUUCUGCUCUAAAUAUCUAAAAAUUCUCUCAUCUAAAAGCAUUUUCUACACUAGUUUCUGAAUUUUAUUCAUGAUUUAUAAAAAAAUAUCUCAGAAUUCUGAAAUCAAGAAACAAUUUCUAGUCUAGUUUGACAUUUGAGUCUAGUUUAAGACUAGUUUGUCUUGAUUUUAGACUAAAUAUCAAAAAAAUAAUCCUAAAUCAGGAAGCAUCUUUUUGUCUAGUUUUGGAUUUUCAGUCUUGAAUCUGCUCUAAACAUCUAAGAAUUCUUAAAUAAGGAAGCAUUUUCUAGACUGGUUUAUGAUUUAAGUCUAGUUUAACACUGGUUUAAGUCUUGAUUCUAGUCUAAAAAUGCAACAAAUCUAAAAUCAGGAACCAUCUUUUGACUAGUUUAAUCUCGCUCCUAGUCGAAAUAUCUAAAACUUCUUAAAUCAGCAAGUAUUUUCUAGACUAGUUUAAGAUGUUUAGUCUUGAUUCUGCUCUAGAUAUCAAAAAAUACUUGAAUCUAGAAGCAUUUUCUAGACUGGUUUAAGAUUUGAGUCUAGUUUAACACUGGUUUAAGUCUUGAUUUUAGCCUAAAUUAAAAAAAAUCUUAAAUUAGGAAGGAUUUUAGUGCCUAGUUUAAAAUUUUCAGUUUUGAUUCUGCUCUAAAUAUCUCAGAAUUCUUAAAUCAGGAAGCAUUUUCAAGACUAGUUUAUGAUUUGAGUCUAGUUUAACACUGGUUUAAGUCUUAAUUCUAGUCGAAAUAUCUAAACAAUCUAAAAUUAGGAAGGAUUUUAUUGACUAGUUUAAGAUUUUCAGUCUUGAUUCUGCUCUAAAUAUAAAAAAAUUCAAAGCAUUUUCUAGACUAUUUUACGAAUUUUAUUCUUCAUUCAAAUCAAAAUAUCUAAAAAUUCUUAAACGAAGAAGCAUUUUCUAGACAAGUUUAAGAUUUUUACUCUUAAUUCUAGUCAAAAUAUCCUCAAAUGCUUAAAGUUCUAAGCAUUUUAUAAGCUAUUUUAAGCUUUGAUUUUAGUUUAAGUCUUGAUUCUAGUCGAAAUAUCUAAACAAUCUAAAAUGAAGUGAUUUUUUAAUUAAAAUAAGCACAAUAAUCUGCCAAUGGGGCCAGCAAAUAAUCUUAUUAAAAAGCGAAAGCAAGAUUAUUCAGCUCACCUCAUUGUCAGAUUAUUUCACUCGCUUAAUCAAUAAACUCUCUUUUUUUUGACUCUUUAUUUCUGAAAACAACACAAUAUUUUCAGCUUGUCUAGAAAAAGCUUCUUGAUUGAAGAGUUUUUAGAUAUGUUGACUCAACAGCAAGUCAAAGACUCUGAGUAAGAGGAGCAUUUUUUGCAGUGUGGGAUUAGAGAGAACGCUCUUCUUCACCUGCUGCUAUUGAAGAUGAUGAUGAUGAUGAUGAUGAUGAAGGCGGUGUCGGCCUCCUCCUCCUCCACGUCUCUGUCUCCUGGUCACCCGAACACCACCCUGCUCAUCUCACUGCCAUUCAAGCACAUCCAUCCUUCUGUCCUUUCUGAGAAGAGUUCUUCUUAUCGGGUAGUUUCUCCUCCAUCCGCACAUCCUCCAUCUCGUCCCUGCUGAGAAGAAAAACAGACCGCUAUGGGGGCAGUUCACUCAGAAAUACACAUUUAAUCAAACUUUGAUUGUCACAAACCUGCUUCUUGGUUUUUCUGUUGAGCACAAAGGAAGAUGUUUUGAAGAAUGUUGGAUUCAGUGACUUUUAUGUUAUUAGUUUUUCCUACUAUUUCAAACAUUCUUCAAACUAUCUUCAUUUGUGUUCAACAGAAGAAGCUAAACAGCGAUAAAUGCUGCGUUUUUGUCUUGUUUCUAGUCCAGAUGUCAAAGAAUUUUUAAAUUAAGAAGCUUUUUUUAGGCAAGCUAAAAUAUUGUUAAAAUGAAGCCAGUUUGACUUUAAAACAAGCUAAAUAAUCUGCCGGUGGGUAAGAAAAAUAUUGUAUUUCAAAGUGAAAACUAGACUGUUUUUCUUACCUCAUUAUCAGAUUAUUUUGCUUGUUUUAAUGAAAAACUCACUUCAUUUUGACUCAUUAUUUCUGAAAGCAUCACAAUCUUUUUAGCUUGUCUAAAAAAAGUUUAUUGAUUUAAGAGUUUUUAGAUAUUUGCACUAAAAACAAGACUAAAAUUCCCAGUAUGCAAGCAGUUUUUGGCAGUGCUCAAACCUGUUUGAGUUUCUUUCUACUGAUGAACACAAAAGAAGAUAGUUUGAAGAAUGUUAGAAACUGGUAACCAUUGACUUCCAUAGUAGGAUAAAGAAAUAUUAUGGAAGUCAGUGGUCUUACUUCUUUAUCAAUAUCUUCUUACUUCUUCUAUCAGCAGAAGUAACAAACUUUUGAAGCCACUGGAUGGAGAGUAAACUGUGAGUAAACGUGUUUUGGGUGAACUAUCCCUUUAAAUCAGACUCUGUCUGGUCUGUGUUUUAUUCCCCGGCAGGAUCUCUUCAUUCAGGGUGGUGUUGUGCAUGAGUGUCAGACGUUUAUCAGAAUGUGACAACACUUUCGCCAGAGACCGCAGCUCUUUUACAUGCCAAAAAAAA